AUGGCGGCGAGAGGAGGAGCUUUGCUAAAGUACCUAAGAGUGAACGUACAGGCCAUACCCACUACUAGAAACCCUAACAAAAACGGCCUCUUCGAUCUCUCCUUCAAUGCCAUAUGCCGCCGUUUCUCCGAGGAAGUUAGAGGCACCUUCCUUGACAGGUCUGAGGUCACCGAUCGAGUCGUCAAUGUUGUCAAGAACUUCCAGAAAGUUGAUCCUUCCAAGGUUACGCCAAAUGCCCAUUUCCAAAAUGAUCUUGGGUUAGAUAGUUUAGACACUGUUGAGAUUGUGAUGGCCCUUGAAGAAGAGUUUCAGUUUGAGAUCCCAGAUAGUGAAGCAGACAAGAUCAAUACCAUCAAUCUUGCCAUUGACUUCAUAUCUUCACACCCUCAAGCGAAGUAG
Molecule: messenger RNA, 399 nt
Organism: Dovyalis caffra
Lineage: Eukaryota; Viridiplantae; Streptophyta; Magnoliopsida; Malpighiales; Salicaceae
Source: the annotation of a GenBank genome assembly